Molecule: messenger RNA, 459 nt
Organism: Babesia microti strain RI
Lineage: Eukaryota; Apicomplexa; Aconoidasida; Piroplasmida; Babesiidae
Product: conserved Plasmodium protein, unknown function
Exons: 4
Coding region: 1-459 (152 amino acids)
Source: RefSeq, a predicted model, not a curated record
AUGACAAGUGACAAUGUAAAUGUCGUUAUAUCUGUAAACCGUUUCGACAUUGAGCCUACAAAUUUUACAAUAAAUAAUGUACCUAAGAACACGAGCAUUGGCCGUAUCAAAUCAGAUCACUUUUCCAAUGAUAUAGUCUCAUGCAACAAUAUUAGGUUCAUUUAUAGGGGGAAAAUUUUAGAUGAGUCUACACAGAUUAGUAAAGUUGAAUCGUUUGAUGGGAUGAUCAAGCUCAUUGUCUUCAUAACCAAGCCACCAGUCAUAGAUAUUAAUAGUGGUAAAAAUGAAUCUCGUAUUUGGAGCACUUUGGGCUGUAUCACAUUCAUAUUUCUACUGUGGUUCUACAAGUUGAAAUUCUCUGAUACCUUUAAUUGGACUGCAAACACCAUUUUUUAUAUCGCAACCACUUUAACUCUUCAUACUAUAAUUACAACUGCUGUAAGGCGUAACGUCAGUUGA